AUGGUUAAGAAAGUGUUGUUGAUCAACGGCCCCAACUUGAACUUGUUGGGAACCAGAGAGCCUGAAAAAUAUGGAACGACCUCAUUGAAAGAUAUUGAACAGGCGGCUCAGAACCAGGCUACUGCCAAACAAGAUGGCUCUGAAGUGUUGGUUUACCAGAACAACACCGAAGGUUUCAUUAUCGAUCGUAUCCACCUCGCCAAGCAAGAGGGUGUAGGAUUCAUAAUAAUAAAUGCUGGAGCUUAUACUCACACGUCAGUGGGUAUAAGGGAUGCCCUUUUGGGAACAGCCAUUCCAUUUAUCGAAGUGCACAUUACUAAUGUCCACCAGAGAGAACCAUUCAGACACCAGUCUUACUUGAGCGACAAGGCAGUAGCAGUAAUUUGCGGAUUGGGUGUCUACGGCUACACUGCUUCCGUAGAGUACGCCUUGAACUACUAG
Messenger RNA from Scheffersomyces stipitis CBS 6054, 441 nucleotides. RefSeq names its product Dqd1p (gene DQD1). The record is from RefSeq and is a predicted model, not a curated record. Bases 1 to 441 code for a protein of 146 amino acids. Lineage: Eukaryota; Fungi; Ascomycota; Pichiomycetes; Serinales; Debaryomycetaceae. Gene Ontology annotation, biological process: quinate catabolic process. The transcript has a single exon. Gene Ontology annotation, molecular function: 3-dehydroquinate dehydratase activity.